AUGUCGCGCCGAGCGGCGUCGCCGCGGCUGGCGGGCGCGGCGGCGAGGCUGUUGGCGCUGGCGGUGGCGUGGAUCGCGGCAGGCCCGGGGGCCCUGGGGGGGCGGGUGGAGCCCGGGGCCCCGAUCGUGACGUCAUGCGCCGGGCUGCAGGGCGCCCUGGAGGGGUUGGCAGGGGGGAAUUCUGACUUGACGAUCCUUGUGGAGGGCAGCCUGGACUGCGGUCCGGGCGCCUGGAACCGGAAAAUAUCGGUGGGGGGAAGUCUGAGGCUGGAGGCCCGGGGGCCCGGGGCGGUGAUCGACUGGGGGGCACUGAGAGGGGGGUUGGUUCUGGAGGACGGGGCGGUGCUCGGAUUGGCGAAUUUGGUGCUGGCGCAGGAGGCGAUGGGGGACGAGGUGGCGGUGGCGGCGGUGGGCGCGGCGGGCAAUAAGGGACGGGCAAUAAUGGAGAUGACAUUCCGGCCGGGCUUCGAGCUGGAGAUCAGGAUGUGCCAAACGGUGUUGGGAUGCAAUGUUGGCGCUGGAGCUCCUGAGAUCACGACCCCGGCGGUGUUUGGCGGGAACGCCUGCCGCGGAUUGUCCGACCGCCGCCCGCCGCCCCAAAUAAAGCCCGCCGGGGUGUCCUUCGCCCCGUCGGCGCUGCUGACAUGCCUGGUCAGCUCUGCGGUGGUGCUGGGCGCCGGGGUGCGGUCCAGGGCGGGGUGGAUGCGCCAGUGGGCCCGUUCCUUCGGGGCCUUCGGCUGCGUGCGGUGCCGCCGGUGCAAGUACGACGCCCCGGACAGGGCGGCGUCGGCCAUGGCGCGCCUCGAGCCGCUCUGCAUCGAGGUCCCGUACUUGAACGACCCCACGAUGGCGGCGCACGCCCUGGACGGGAUGGAACUCGGGGAGCUGCAGCUCGGGUCCCCCCUGGGCCGUGGGGGCUUCGGCCGGGUGUACAAGGCGCUGCACAACCACAGCGUGAUGGCUGUGAAGGUGAUCGAACACGACGCCAGGAUGCUGCAGGCUGGGCUGGGCGAGCCGCUGGAGGCGCUGCUGUCCAUGCACCUGGACCAUCCCAACAUCGUCAAGACGUAUCUGAAGCAGACGAGGGGGCGGAACAGCGUGCAGGCGUCCGUGUCCACGGGCGCCAACUGGCAGUCGUGCCAGUCGGGGGAGAGGGGGAGGGGAAGGGCGCGGAGCGCGGGCAGCGCCGGGGGUUCGGGGGGCGAGGAGGUGGAGGGGGAGCUGGAGGACAUGGACGAAUUCAGCUACAUCGAGCAGAACCUGAGGGCCAGCGCGACGUUCGCGGAGGAGGCGGACGAGAGGUUCCGCACGUGGAUCGUGAUGGAGUACUGCGACCGGGGUUCGCUGAACAUGGCCAUCAGGGAUGGCAUAUUUUUCCAUGACGAGGGCAAGAGGCGGGAGCCCAAGUUUGUGUCAAUGUUGCUCACUGCCCUGGACAUCGCCAAUGCCCUGGCAUACCUUCAUGCUCAGAAGGUGGUCCACGGAGACCUCAAGGCCCACAACGUGCUGUUGAAGAGCACCAGUGCUGAUGAGCGGGGCUUCUACUGUAAGGUCGGCGACUUUGGCCUGAGCCGCAUGAUGCUGAACAACAAGACCCAGAUUGAGACGUUCACAUGCGGCACGGUGCGGUACAUGCCUCCGGAGCUGCUGAGGGAUGGAGUAAUGACGCCUGCCGUGGAUGUCUAUUCGUACGGGAUGCUUCUGUGGGAGAUGGUGUCCGGCUCCAAGGCCUUCUCCGGAAUGCACCGCAACGAAGUGAUGGUGGCAACCGUAGAGGGAAGGCGGCCAGCCAUUCCCUCCCACUGCCCCACCAAGUUCGCAUCCCUUAUCCAGGAGUGCUGGCAGCAGGACAACGCGCGGCGCCCCACCUUCAAGAAGAUCCUGAGCCAGCUGCGGCGGCUGGCGAGCACCUACAGCUCCUCUGCCGCGCACAGCCUUAUGGGCACAGCCAUCAAGGAGGAGCGGCAGUCAGUGGAGCUGAGACACUCGCUGGAGAUCGCAGCCAGCAAGAAGCUGUCUAUUGAGGCUGGGAAGGCGCGGGUGGUGAAAGCGCAUGCCAUGCCUGCACAGUGCCUGGAUUCUUCAGGGGUGUCAUCGGGUGACCGGCCCCCGCUCCCGGCGCCCCCCCUCCCGGCGCCCCCCGCCACCGUGCGCUCGCCCCCCAAGAGCAACCCCCUGUGGACGGGCCUGCCCCGGAAGACGGAGGUGAUCGGCAAUCCCCUGUGGGGCGCGCGCAGGAGCCUGGGCUCCCGGCCCAGCCAGGACCCGGGCCGCUUCCCCCUCUGGGCCUUCGGGUCCCCCGCCCCCGUGACCGACCUCCCGGACGUGGGCUCCCCAAAGGGCCCCCGCGAGGAAGAGGGAUCGCGCGUGAUGGCCAUGAAGCGGCUGCCCCUCAGAGUGCCGCAGAGGGUGAGCGCGGACUGCCACGAGCCCGCCCUGACAUCCCGCUCGGACUCCGCCUCGGAGUUCGCCAGCCCGCACUUUCGCCGGGACGCGGACAAGCCGCCAGCGCGGGGCGGUGAUGAGCCGGCAUCGGGCACGCUGGACCCGUCCAGCCGGUCCAGCAGCGUGACGGUGCCGAUGGUGUCGGCCUGCGGCCCGGGCACGGCGAUGCCAUGGCGCAGUGUCACGCCCAACUACACCCAGCACAACGUCGGCCUGGGCAACUUCCGGCCCAGGACCAGCCUUGACAACGUGGGCAUGUUGCAGCCCCGGGCGUCCGUCGAAGGGCGGCCCUCGGCGGACCUCCUGCCGGUGCUGGGCGCCGGCAAGACCCCGAUGGUGAACCCGCAGGUGAGCCUGUGGCUGACCACCAGCCAGGGCUCGAACUUGGGAUUGGGAUCGGUGGCUGCCUGCCAGUCACCGGCUGCCGCCCUGGCGCCGGCUGCUGCCCAGCCGCAGCUGCCGGCAUCGCCUGUCGCCACGCCACCAUCGCCCACUGCGCCAUCGUCCCCCGUGCCGCCGUCGACGCCGACUCCAACGCGGAAGAGGGGAGGGAGAGCGUGCGCGGCUGUGGGGGCGGGGACGGUCAUACCACGCCUGGCAAUAUCCAAGAUCAUGGGCUCGCCCAGCGAGCAGCUCAUCAAGUCGCCUGAGUGCAGGCCGCAGGAAUGGGACCUGCAGUGUGCUGAUGGUGCGGAUGUUAAGGUCGACAAGCACCAUCCCAAGCCCAGUUGGUGGAACAGCAUCGACACCACGGGCUCCUGGUCGUUCCGCUCAGCCCAUUCAGAAGGCGCCAGCAGGUCCACCUCGGAUGAGCGCAAGAGAUCUGGGGAGUCCAUGUUGAUCACCCCGGGAUCGACGCCUGUCCAGCCUGCUGCGGAAGACACCUCUUUUCCCAGAGUGUCUGCAGCGGGGUCCUCCGUCAAGUCCAGGGUGUCUGUUGGGGCCGGGAGAGAGAGGCGCUACAGCUCCAGGCUGUUCACCACGGACCCGGGCCUCGGGGCUGCGAU
Ostreobium quekettii is the source of this 3452-nucleotide messenger RNA. NCBI's taxonomy places the organism in Eukaryota, Viridiplantae, Chlorophyta, Ulvophyceae, Bryopsidales, Ostreobiaceae. The record is from the annotation of a GenBank genome assembly.